Molecule: messenger RNA, 661 nt
Organism: Sardina pilchardus (European sardine)
Lineage: Eukaryota; Metazoa; Chordata; Actinopteri; Clupeiformes; Clupeidae
Exons: 7
Coding region: 13-645 (210 amino acids)
Biological process (GO): protein desumoylation; proteolysis
Cellular component (GO): nucleus
Molecular function (GO): deSUMOylase activity
Source: RefSeq, a predicted model, not a curated record
UGCCUCAAAAUAAUGGUGAGGCAGCACAAUAAAAACUCCCCCAAGACUGCUUACCACAUGGACACUUUUGCCAUAACGGCCAUGUGGCAGAAAAAGCCUGUGAAACUGAAGCUGGAUCCAACCUCAUACAGCAUUAUACUAGGCAUAGUGCAUGACUGCCAUCACUGGUUUCUUGUUGCUAUCUAUCCAUCAGAAAAAAAAACCAUAAUUGUGGACUCACUUGGAGAGUCUGCAUUAAAAAUAAAAAGGUGUUUGGAGACAACAAGAGCCCUGAUGAGGAAAAUGGAUGUAGCUGUAUCACGCUGGACAUGUACUACAGUGACUCACCCACUGCAGCGUGACGCCACAUCCUGUGGAGUUUUUGCUUUAAAAUUUGCAGAGCACAUCCUCAGUGACACCCCGAUGCAAUUUUCAGCAAACAAGGAGAAAGUGGAUGAAAUGAGAAAAGAGAUAGCUGAAAGCAUACUCUCUCAUUCCGAUGACCUAAGCAACCUGUGUCAUCACUGUGGGGAGGCGGAAACAUUUGACGAUUCCAAGGAAGUUGUCUGGAUAUCCUGUGAUUACUGCGACAGAUGGUUUCACGUAGGAUGUGUGGGAAAUCCCUCACUGGACAAAGACUAUUCAUGCUAUGCAUGUGUGAAAUGACCAAAUAAAAUGUCUA